Messenger RNA from Brassica napus (rape), 2775 nucleotides. RefSeq lists its product as uncharacterized. Bases 1193 to 2041 code for a protein of 282 amino acids. NCBI's taxonomy places the organism in Eukaryota, Viridiplantae, Streptophyta, Magnoliopsida, Brassicales, Brassicaceae. Gene Ontology annotation, biological process: regulation of auxin polar transport; gravitropism. The transcript has 5 exons. The record is from RefSeq and is a predicted model, not a curated record.
UUAGGUAUCCAUUCGGGUAUGAAACGAUCCUUUCAAGUAUCAAGAUUCUGGGUUUUAAAAUUAGGCUCGUUUGGAUAUUAUAAAUUUAUGGAUGGAGUCCGAGUCGAAUCCUCCUCGAUUCGGUUAGUUCAGUUAUGAUGUGUAAGAAUCUAAAAAAUAUCCAAAUAACCUAUGUAUUUAGAAAUGUCAUAAAAAAUUAUAAAAAAAGUAAAACAUAUUAUCCGCGCGGGCGCAUGGAUCAAGAUCUAGUUUAUAUUUAAAAUAAAAUAAAAAUAAAGGAUGGGCAGGUAGCUUUUUAUAUAAAAUGAGCUUUUUGUCAUUAAUUUUUUAUAUAUAUUUUGGUGCAUUAAAAUAAAAAUGUAACAAGAGGGUUACAAACUUACAAUAAGGUGAUCAUAGCUUUUUGUCAUUAGUUAGAUAAUAUUAGAUUAUCAUUCAUAUAAUUAAAAAUAUAUUUCCUCGUAUUUUUUUUUUCUUACACCAUUAAAAAUAAUUUCCAUAAAUAAACUGUAAUAAAAGAAUAACCAAACAUGAAAGUUUGUUUUCAAGUAAAUGCGAAAACUAAACAACAGAUUAAAACGUGUCAUUCAUUGAUUUUAUUAAUUAUCACUACUAUAUAGUUAAAAAAAAAUAUCGGGUUCAUGAGAGUCAGCUGGCACCUACCUAUCAUAUGUGUCCUCCCUUACGUGGUGGUUUGUGAAUUGUGAGAGAAAGUUCACAUACAUGUCCGAACAAAAGAGAGAAGAAGUGGGAGACUCUCUGUAGUCUCUACCUGGCCAGAGGGCAGAGACUUUCGUAUUAACAAUCCUUUUAGCUCGAAAGCAAUUUUUCCUUUAUUUCUGUAACGUCCCAUCUUACGUGCUUUAGUAAAAUACAUUUCAGACGUUUCCCAAGUAAAGAAAUUCCUACGAAUGCAAAUCACACAAUCAUUGUUAUGGUCCUUAUCGAUGCUCAAUUCAUAUCGUACGCUUGGUUGGAGUUGUGUCGGUUAAUAUAAGAUCCGGCCCCAACCCCAACGCAUUACGACAUGAGAGUACGGACAAUAACAACAUAACGCAUACACUGUUCUAAGCUCAAUCACAAACCUCGGAUCCUUCUAGCUCAAAAAUUGACCUACUAGUUAUAUCUACGCCUAUAUAUGGUAAACAAACCCUAACGAAAACUAAAAGAAAACAAAAGAAGCGAGAACAACAUGAAGCUGCUAGGUUGGAUGCGAACUAUAAACCUAAGUUGCUUUGAUCCAUCAAAGGAGUUCAAAGGUGGUUUCUGUUGUCUAAGAGCUCACGUUACCUCUGAAGUCCGAGACAUCCGAACAAACUCCUUCUCCUUCUCCAGAUCAUCUCAUGACCCCAAUCCACCGAAAACUGAUGAGGAACUUUGGUUUGAUGAAGGCAGGUUCAGCGGCUUUCUGGCGAUCGGUACGCUUGGUAGAGAUCCUGAAACACCAAAAUUCACAUCUUCCAUUGCUGAAGAUGAUGUAACCGUGGCAAAGCUCGUUACUGAGAAACUAGACAAGUUUCUUGAGGAAUAUUCUGAUGAGGAUAGUAGCAGUAAGCAGGUAGAAAUAUCGAAGGCAGAAUAUGGUCUCUUUGGAUCAUCCACUGAGCUUACGAAGAGAGGCAAUGAAGUAAAGAAGAUGAAGGGUUUACUUAAAAACCUCUUCAAGAGAAGAAAGGCAGUAGAAGGAGAGUGUAACUCAAUGGAGAAACAAGGGACCAGAGAUUUGAUUAAAAGGAUAUUUAAAAUGCUCCACGUCUCUCCUUCAAAGACGAGAAAUGAUGAUACCUACGAUGACGAUGAUUAUUCCAUGCACAAGAAGAAAGAUAUAAGAAAGAGUGGUCAAAUCUUCCAAAGUAAAGUCCAUCCUGUUAUGUGUACACCUGAAAGAGACGAUAACAAGAUAGACGACAGAAGAAGCUGCAAACUCAAGAUCCCGAGUCUUAAUGGAGGGUUUCUCGUUCCAAGUUCCAUCUCCAAAGUGAACAGGAAAAGAGAAAAUUGGAUCAGGACUGACGCAGAGUAUCAUGUUCUGGAACUGUGAAGAUCAACACACUGCAACAAAACUCCAUUGAUCCAGCCAAAGUUCACUCCUAUCAAACAUAUAUAUAUAUAUAUAUAUAUCUAUACAUAUCUACAAAAUCAUUGUCUAGUAAUGUGUAGUGAGAUUGUACGAGUUUUCAGGUCCAGAACUUCCUAGUUAUUCAGAAAAAAAAACACAUAUGUAUAAUUAUACACACAUAUCUACAAAAUCAUUGUCUCAAAUGUGUAGUCCGGAGGUUAUGUAUUCUACUUUAAGGUAAUGAAUAAGAAACUUCAAUUCUAUAAAAGUAUAGUACCAUAAUUUAAACACAUUCGCAGUAGUGAUUUUAGCCACAAUUAUUAACCGGUCACAAAAUGUCACAUCUCAGCUCCAAACGAGUAACAACUGCUCACAAAAUGUGUAACAUAUACGACCCUCUUUGACUCUUGAGCUUGCAUUCUCAACACCAUUCGUGCAAGCCAUAUAAGUUAAGAAUAUUAACACCUCUGGAACUCCGUGGGGGUAGUUAUAAAAAUAGAGAAGAAACAGAGUUACUAUGAUGCUUCUUAGAUUAUAUUUAAUUUUUAUUUUUUUUGAACAAGAUUAUGUUUAAUUAAUUUACUGAAAAUCAGGUCCAGUGUUACUGAUCAAAGAGUGAAACAAACAAAAAGGAAACCCAAACCACUAAGAAAACUAUCAAGUAGACACAUAUAUCUUGAUAUCAUCUUUCAGGAAUAGUAAUCUACUUUAUAUCA